Messenger RNA from Beta vulgaris subsp. vulgaris (sugar beet), 1110 nucleotides. RefSeq lists its product as uncharacterized. The transcript has a single exon. The coding region runs from base 1 to 1110 and encodes 369 amino acids. Lineage: Eukaryota; Viridiplantae; Streptophyta; Magnoliopsida; Caryophyllales; Amaranthaceae. Gene Ontology annotation, molecular function: catalytic activity. The record is from RefSeq and is a predicted model, not a curated record.
AUGAUAGUGGGAUCUUGGAAUGUUAGGGGUUUAAAUGACCCUAGUAAAAUAAAGGAAAUCAAGCAUUUCCUAGCUGAGAAGAAAAUGACAGUAUGUGCUCUUCUGGAGACAAGAGUUAGAAGCUCAAAUAUGUUAAAAGUGCAGAGAAAAUUGGGAGGAUUCUGGAGUUGGUGUUGUAACUACUCUUCUUCCCCUAGAGGUAGGAUGUGGGUGGGUUGGCAAGCUGCUGAGGUUUGUUUGAGAGUGGUGAAGCAAUCUGAGCAGGUUAUGGUAUCUGAGGUAACUAGCUUAGAUGCAACUGUGGAGUUCAUCUUUGUUAGUGUAUAUGGGCUCCAUACUAUCAAUGAUAGGAAGAGCUUAUGGAUUGAAUUAUUAGAGGUGAUUGCCAAUUGUGACAAGCCUUGCAUUAUCAUUGGUGAUUUUAAUGCUAUUUAUCAGGUGGAUGACAGAGUCAAUGGGGCUAUGGUUAGUGAGGCUGAGACUCAAGAUAUGGAAGAUUUUAUUCAGAGAGGGAAUGUAAUUGAAGCUCCCAGUAUGGGUUUUUAUUAUUCAUGGAGUAAUAAAGGUCUUGGGACUUCUAGAAUUGCUAGUAGAAUAGAUAGAGCUUUUGUCAAUGCUCAAUGGAUGACUCAAUUUCCUGAAGUGAAAGUCAAUUACCUGCCAAAUGGAGUCUCAGAUCACUCCCCUUUGAUUUUUGACUUAGUAAAUUCAAGAGAGGAUGGCAGCAGACCUUUUAGAUUCAAUAACAUUCUCUGUGAACACAAGGAUUUUGAAGAGACAGUGACUACUGCUUGGAGAGAAGGGCAAGAGAGAUAUAAAAUGAAACUUGUCUGGAACAAGUUAAAGAAGGUGAAGGUGGCUCUCAAAGCUCUUCAUACUAGACAUUACUCUCAAGCUCAUUUGAAAGUGGAGGAGCUUAGAAGAAGGCUUGCUGCUAUUCAGGCUCUUCCUCAAAUACAACAUGAUGAGAGGGUGCAGAUAGAUGAAAAAGAAUGUUGUGAGCAAUUGAGAUAUUGGUCUCGAAUUGAUGAUAGUAUUAUUAGACAAAAAUCUCGAAUCACUGGCUGCAGGAAGGUGAUUCUAAUACCAAGCUCUUCUUCACUGCAAUGA